AUGCCAUCAGAGCACCCCGUUCCCGCGAUACACGACCAGCCCUCCUCAGACUCCUCGCAGGGCCAGGUCAAGCUCUGCUCCGCAUGCCAUUGCCCCCUCUCGGCGGACUCUCCCAAUUCUGCUUUCUUUCUCCACGGCGACCCUGAAUCCAGCGAGACUACCAUUGUCUGCGGUCCAUGCCACACCCGUCUCGCCCCCCUCCGUCCAGAUGCGCCGCUCCCGCCCGACGAGUACUUCACCAUGGAGCGCGAGCUCUUACGUCGCGCGGCUUCCCUGCAAGGCGGCCACAACGAGGCACCGGCCCCACCACGCAGGGAACCCAGCCUUCACGCGACGCACUCGCCGGUCGACCGUCGUCUUGAUGUCGACGAGGACAUGGACCGUUUGCCCAGCGCCCCGUCGACCGUCCAUGUUCAACAGCACCCGACAUGCUUACCGACUCCGUCAGAGACGCCUGUCGUCCACGUUCCCGCUCGCCCAACCCCCGCACCCAUCGAUACCAAGCUCACCCCUCCUCAGCCUUCCCAGCCAUCCGCGACAGCACAACUAUCCCCGGUCCAGCUCGCUACCCCGUCUACGAGCAGGACACGCUCAAACGCAGCGCUUGCCGUGUCGCCUGACCCGUUGUCGGACAUCACGCGGCUACGAGUACGCUCGCAAGGACAUCACUGUCUCUACCCUGGCGCCACAUUUCAGGGUACGCAGAAGAGCGGGAGGAACAGCUACGACGUCAACGUUACCAUAGUGGACGUCGACUUCGCGUCAUCGCACUUGUGUGGUUAUUUGCGCAUACGCGGGCUGACGGAUGAUUGGCCUGAGCUCACCACAUAUUUCGAUGCCGAGAUCAUCGGAAGCCGGUACGGAUUCUUGACGAGGAAUUGGGGAGCAACGGAGCAGGAUGAUAUGGUUCAUUGGGCUCGCUUCCCUGCCUUCAGACAUGUCCGGCAUGAACUGAAAAAGCCGCACAUGACGAUGAAGGACGCGAACCGUGGUGCGGUGUUCAUGAGGUGGAAGGAGAAGUUCUUGGUUCCCGAUCACCGUGUACAGGACAUCAACGGCGCGAGCUUCGCAGGGUUCUACUACGUCUGCGUUGACUUUAACCCUCAGCAGUCCGGCUCCACGGGUGUCCAUAAUUCCCCGUCUCCCACGUCCUUUGAUCCGUCCACACAAUUGCCGUCGUCGCCCCCCGCAAGUAACAAGCCGGAGCUCAGCCCGCGCUCACGGCGAGCAUCCGUGAAUCAGGGUGCGAAGAGGCAAGGCCGCUCGCGAUCGCGCGGCGUACCAUCGUCCCCUGUAGCGACCAUGAGCGGGUUCUACUUCCACCAAAACUCGGAACCAUAUCAACAGCUCUCGCUGGUGCACGUACCGGAGGGUACGACGUCAUCCUUUGAAUUCCGAUGA
Molecule: messenger RNA, 1401 nt
Organism: Fomitopsis serialis
Lineage: Eukaryota; Fungi; Basidiomycota; Agaricomycetes; Polyporales; Fomitopsidaceae
Product: vacuolar import and degradation protein-domain-containing protein
Exons: 4
Coding region: 1-1401 (466 amino acids)
Biological process (GO): protein targeting to vacuole; proteasome-mediated ubiquitin-dependent protein catabolic process; negative regulation of gluconeogenesis
Cellular component (GO): extrinsic component of membrane; GID complex
Source: RefSeq, a predicted model, not a curated record